Messenger RNA from Clupea harengus (Atlantic herring), 2465 nucleotides. RefSeq names its product RGM domain family, member D (gene rgmd). Gene Ontology annotation, cellular component: plasma membrane. Gene Ontology annotation, biological process: BMP signaling pathway. The record is from RefSeq and is a predicted model, not a curated record. Gene Ontology annotation, molecular function: coreceptor activity. Lineage: Eukaryota; Metazoa; Chordata; Actinopteri; Clupeiformes; Clupeidae.
UCCUCUCUGAAUGACAAUUCCAGAAGCAGGGAUGAAAAAUUUAGUUUGGUUUCCCGCAGCUUCAACGCCGAUGAGCCGCAGUCGAAGAACUUCAAUCUAACUGAAUGGAUUGGCAUGGGGAAAAGCGGAUCUCACAACUUGGCUAAGCGGAAGCUUUGGAACUGGAUUUCUUUAAUUAUGGUUUUACUUUCCUUGCUGUUGCCACCAGCAUACUGCCAGCAAUGUCGGAUCCAGCGCUGCAACUCGGAGUACGUGGCCUCCACAUCGCCCUCCGGUGGCCUGCAUGACGAGGGCGGCACGGUGACCGACGUGGACUUCUGCACAGCGCUGCGCGCCUACUCUCAGUGCACGCGCCGCACGUCCCGCGGCUGCCACGGCGACCUCACCUACCACGCCGCGCUGCUGAGCAUCCGGGAGCUCUUCUCGCAGCACAACUGCUCCAGCGACGGGCCCACGUCGCCUGCCAAGGCGCCCAGCACCUCGCGGCCCGUCGCCUCGCAGCUGUGCGACUACGAGAGCCGCGCGCUGGCCCAGGGCCCCGCCGGGCAGCACAAGAAGUACGCCCACUGCGGCCUGUUCGGCGACCCGCACCUGCGCACCUUCCGCGAUGAGUUCCAGACCUGCAAGGUGGAGGGCGCCUGGCCGCUCAUCGACAACCGCUACCUGUCCGUGCAGGUGACCAACGUGCCCGUGGUGCAGGGUUCCAGCGCCACGGCAACCAGCAAGAUAACUGUGAUAUUUAAGGCGUACCUCGGCUGCACCGAGCAGAAGGUCUACCAGGCCACCACCGAGGACCUGCCCACUGCCUUCCAGGACGGCUCGCGUGGCAGUGCCAGCGCUGGCAGCAGCGGAGGGAGCGAGGCGGGCAGCCUGUGGAUCUCCGAGCACAACGGCGGUGUUGGCGGCCGUCAGGUCAGGCUGCAGGCGCGCCACAUCGGCACGUCCAUCAUCGUGCGGCGCGUGGGCCGCUACCUGACCUUCGCCAUCCGCAUGCCCGAGGACACGCUGGGGCCGGCCGAGGAGAGCGGCGGCCUGCAGCUGUGCCUGCACGGCUGCCCGCGCAACGAGCUCAUCCAGGAGCACACGCUGCACCGGCUGGGGCCCCCCAACGCCGUCCCCCAGGGCCCCGCGGGCCUGCCGCUGCCUCACCAGGCCUACAGCGUGGAGCGGGCCACGACCAAGUGCCGCGAGACGCUGCAGGUGGAGGACGUCUACUUCCAGUCGUGCGUCUUCGACCUGCUCACCACCGGCGACCCCGAGUUCUCCAUGGCCGCCUUCGGGGCGCUGGAGGACCUCAAGGCGCUGCCGCCCAGCAGGCUGAAGCAGAACCCCCCCAGGACACCCAACAAUGUGCCCAGCGCCGGGGGCUCGAGCUCGGGUGCGCAGGGCUCCGCCGUGGGCACCCAGGUCUCCACACACUCCCUGCUCCUCCUGCUGACUCUGUUGGCAGCGCUGCUGCUCGUGUAAAAACGGACUGGAGGAAGGUGGACCCAGAUGACGACAGCUUGAGGAAAAGAAUGCUUUAAGAGAGUGGACGCCUUUUUUUUUUGUCUGGAACGAGAGCGUGCUGGGUUUGACCUUCACGAGGAGGAUUCCUCUGAGCGGCAGCAGCAGCUGCCAUCCGGGAGAAGAGCUUGGGAAAACACUACGAAGUCGGAGCACAUGGACCAUUUUCAUUGCUACCAUCUGCCAACUUCCCGUGUGACUUGUAUACACUUAGGAAGUAAAGAUAAAAACACACUAGUCUGAAUGUGAACGGAACAAUUGCAUGGGUUCCUGGGAUUGUAAAGGCAGCUAUGCAAAAUGUACGAAAAAAAGUGAUUUGAGGCCAAUGUGGACAGAUGGCAGAAUUUCGGUACACAAACGGUACACUUCGCGACACUACCCUACACCCUACAAAUGCGGCACUGGCAAAUCACAAAAUAAUGCAGAUUGUUAUUCUCUUUCGUUCUGGUGACACAACUGUCUGGUCCCUGGUAAACAUAUAGGCCUGUGUGCAGUACGCAGUUAGUUUUUGGAAGAUCGUAAGGCACUUAAUGGUCAACAUUUUAGAGCCCCGUAAAAAUGGCAUAUUUGUCGUGAAUAUGUCUGAUGGGAUCCAACAACUGUUAGGAAAUGCUACCUAUAAUCACAUGUUCUGAGGUUGGCGAUGCUGGUACGUUGAAAAGAUCUUUGUUUACAUCUUUGUUUAGAUGUUUACAGCAGUUCAAAAACAAACACUCCCUUUUCAAGCUGCUCUGCUUCCUUCAUUGUUUUAAGAUAAAGAAACAAAUUCUUUAUAUAAUAAUAUAUUGAAAGAGUGUAUAUAUGUGUUUAUAAUGUGUACAUUUGCCUGUGUAUAGAUGAUUUAACUGUGAUGUGUUACAUACGAUGUGAUCUAGUGCUUUGUUUUUUUUAAUCCAUAUUAUAAGUGAACUAAUAUGUUUUCCAUUGUAAUCCCUUCCAUAUUAAAAGCGUUGGGCACA